This is a messenger RNA of Rotaria sordida, 1718 nucleotides long. The record is from the annotation of a GenBank genome assembly. NCBI's taxonomy places the organism in Eukaryota, Metazoa, Rotifera, Eurotatoria, Philodinida, Philodinidae.
AUGAUACUAGUCUCUUAUGGUGUUGGUACUGCCAAUGCUGAUGCACACAUAACAGCACAGGCAGGUGAUCCAAAUUCAAUUGAUGAUGAUUUAAAUCGAAUAUUAAUUAUUAAUAAUAAUGAUAAUAAAUUAAAUAUUGAACAAUCAUUAACUGAUCAAUUAAAACAUCAUUCAAUACAAGAAGAUUCAUUGUCAGAUAGUUCAAAUAGAAAUCAAUCAAAACUUGAUCUUUAUUAUUCAACAAAAAAAACUAAUUCAUCAUCAAAUCGAAUAAUAAUUAUUCAUGAACUUAAACCUUGUUUAAAUAUUUCUCAAUUAAAUUCAACAAAUUUUCUUUGGUCAAAAUAUUUAUCAUAUAUUGGUGAACGAUCUGUUUCCGAUGAAUUUUUUGAUCAUUAUUCAGCAUCAAUUGAAUCCGGUUUUGAAAUAAAUAUGCAACUUGAAUAUUGUUAUGAUAUACAACAUGAUUUAUAUUGGUUAACACAAAUACAAUUAGUAUCACAUAGUUUAAUUCUUUUACAUUAUGUUGGUUUACCUGAUGAUGAUACAUCAAAUGAUUUUUGGGCAUAUAUUUAUGGACAACGUUGUCAUCCAAUUGGUUGGUGUAAAGAAAAUAGUAAAUUAAUGUUACCACCACCAAUUGUUACUAAACGAGCUAUUCAACAAACAACAACAACAACAACAACAUUACAUAAUAAUCAUACAAUAUUAAAUGGAAAUGAAAAACAAUUAAAUAUGAUUAAAGGAGAUACAACAAAUAUUAAUCAAACACCACCAACUUAUUUAUUUGAUAAAGAAAUUGGUUUAAAUCCUUCAGAACAAUUAAAAAAAGGCAUGUUACUUGAAUUACAAGAUAUAAAUCGUCCAUGGACUUUAUGGUUUGUUCGAAUAAUUAAUAAUCGUGGUGGACGAUUACAUCUUCGAUAUAUUACUAAUAUAACUGAGGAUGAAGAAGAAGAAGAAGAUUCUUCAUUAGAUAUUCAUAUAUUUUAUCUUGAUCGUCGUGUUCAUUUUAUUGGUUGGCAAUCAAAUAAUUCUUCAAUUUUUUUUUAUGAUAUUCCAAUAUGUUUAAAAUUAAUAACAAUAGAUAAAGAAAAAUUAAUUGAUAUAUGUUUAAAUCAAUCAAAAAAACAAUUUCUACCAUUAAAUUUAUUUAAAGCACAAGAAGAAAUAAUUAAACAUCGUUUUAAUGAAGGAAUGAAAUUAGAAAUAUUUGAAUCAAAUAAACAAAAUAUUCAUAUUGGAAGAAUUGGUCAUAUACAUAAUGAUUAUUAUUUUGAUAUUAUUAUUGAUAAUGAUGAUGAUAAUAAUACUAAUGAAUUAUCAUUUAUUGGAUAUUCAACACAUCCACAUAUAUUACCAGCACAUUGGGCUGCUGAACAUAAACUUGCAUUAAUGAAUGGUAAAAGUAUUCGACAAACAGAAGAUUAUUGGAAUUUAUAUACAGAAAAAAAUGGUAUUGAAAAUUUAGCACCUGAAAGAUGUUUUAAUUUAAUAACAUUAAAUGCUGCUGGAAAUAAUCGUGUUGAACCAGGAAUGAAAAUGGAAAUGAUAUAUACAUUAAAUAAUAAAGAUUAUGUUUUUUCUGUAACACUUAUUCAUGUUGCUGAUCAUCUUAUGUGGUUAAGAAUUGAUGAUACAAGUUUAUUUAAUGAUGAUAAAUUAUUUUAUCAUGUUUUACCAAUUAAUUCAUUAGAUGUUUUUCCUGUUGGAUGGGC